AUGGAGUCCCACAACGUGAGCAACAGCUUGAACCAAGACAUGGAGAAAGAUCAAGAAAAAGCUUUCGACUACUCUAAACGAGCUCAAUGGCUACGAGCCGCCGUGCUCGGUGCCAACGACGGUCUUGUCUCGACGGCUUCACUCAUGAUGGGUGUCGGUGCGGUUAAGAAAGACGUCAAAACCAUGAUCUUAUCCGGUUUCGCCGGUUUAGUCGCCGGAGCUUGUAGCAUGGCCAUCGGAGAGUUUGUCUCCGUUUACUCUCAGUACGACAUAGAGGUGGCUCAGAUGAAGAGAGAGAGCGGAGGGCAGAUAGAGAAAGACAAGCUUCCUAGCCCGAUGCAAGCCGCUGCUGCUUCUUCGUUAGCGUUCUCUCUGGGAGCGAUUGUGCCUUUAUUGGCGGCUGCGUUUGUGAAAGAUUACCAAGUGAGGGUUGGUGUGAUUGUGGCGGCGGUGACGUUGGCGUUAGUGAUGUUUGGGUGGUUAGGAGCGGUGUUGGGGAAAGCACCGGUGGUCAAGUCUUUGGUUAGGGUUUUGUUCGGAGGAUGGUUAGCUAUGGCGGUUACGUUUGGUAUGACCAAACUGAUUGGAUCACAUGGUAUGUGA
Molecule: messenger RNA, 603 nt
Organism: Microthlaspi erraticum
Lineage: Eukaryota; Viridiplantae; Streptophyta; Magnoliopsida; Brassicales; Brassicaceae
Source: the annotation of a GenBank genome assembly